AUGGCCUUCCAUGACAAGUCACUGAUCCUCUUUGUCUACAUCUUCACCUUCAUCACGGGACUGCCUGCCAACCUCUUCGCCUUUGCCACCUUCGUGCGCCAAGUCCAGCGCCGGCCCAGCCCUGUGGCCGUGCUGCUGCUCAACCUCACCGUGUCCGACCUCCUCCUCCUCAUCUUCCUCCCCUUCAAGAUGGCUGAGGCGGCUGCCGAUAUGACUUGGCCACUGCCAGCUUUCCUCUGUGCCCUGACCAACUACUGCUACUACAGCAGCAUCUACCUCAGCACCUUCCUCCUUAUGGCUGUCAGUGUGGAGCGCUACUUAGGCGUAGCCUUCCCGGUGCAGUACAAGCUGCGGCGGCGACCAGCCUACGCCGUGGCAGCCAGUGCAGCCUUCUGGGUGCUGGCCUGCUCCCACUGCAGCAUUGUCUUCAUCUCCGAGGCCCAGGCACCCAGCGCUAAUGCCACCAACAUCUCCCAGUGCUACAAUGACUUCUCGGUAGACCAGCUGCGGGUGGUGCUGCCUGUCCGCCUGGAGCUCUUCCUCUUCCUCUUCUGCCUCCCGUUUGCCAUCACUGUCUUCUGCUACGUCAACUUUGUGCGGAUCCUCCUGGCCCUGCCCAACAUCCCGCGGCGGAAGAAGUGCCGGGCAGUGGGGUUAGCCUUGGCCACCUUGGCCAACUUCAUGGUGUGCUUCGCCCCCUACAACAUCUCCCAUGUGGUGGGAUUUGUGAAUAACGAGAGCCCUCCGUGGCGUAUUUAUGCCCUGCUCCUCAGCACUUUCAAUGCCUCCCUGGACCCUAUCAUCUUCUAUUUCUCCUCCUCUGCCGUCCAGAAGGCCCUGGUGGGGUCGUGGCUGGUGCUGAGGAACCGGCUGUAUGCUGCAGUGCCCCGCUGCUACUGCCUGCGUGGAGGCAGGGAGGACCAGGCGGGCAACGGGGAUGAGGUUGAGGCCGAGGGGUCAUCCACCUGA
This is a messenger RNA of Alligator sinensis (Chinese alligator), 969 nucleotides long. RefSeq names its product free fatty acid receptor 2-like. The transcript has a single exon. The record is from RefSeq and is a predicted model, not a curated record. Lineage: Eukaryota; Metazoa; Chordata; Crocodylia; Alligatoridae. Gene Ontology annotation, biological process: cellular response to fatty acid; G protein-coupled receptor signaling pathway. Gene Ontology annotation, molecular function: G protein-coupled receptor activity. Bases 1 to 969 code for a protein of 322 amino acids. Gene Ontology annotation, cellular component: plasma membrane.